Meriones unguiculatus (Mongolian gerbil) is the source of this 2651-nucleotide messenger RNA. It is a transcript of the gene Ikbip, whose product is annotated as IKBKB interacting protein. The transcript has 3 exons. The record is from RefSeq and is a predicted model, not a curated record. Bases 135 to 1256 code for a protein of 373 amino acids. Lineage: Eukaryota; Metazoa; Chordata; Mammalia; Rodentia; Muridae.
GGGGCGAGCCGCUCGCGGGCGGAGCAUGGCCUGGGAGGGGGCGAGGCCUCCCGAAGCAGCGGUGCGGCCACGUCCCACGGUCCCCCUCUUCCCCGGGAAGCCGCCCCGGCUGGGAGAUCCUCAGGGCUGCGGACAUGUCCGAGGUGAAGAGCCGGAAGAAGCCGGGGCCCAAGGGGCCUGCCGCCGAGCCCGAGAAGCGGAGCGACGGCGGGAAGAACCUCGAGGCGCGGGGCGGCGCGGGCUGGGCGGACCCCCGCACGGGGCUCAGCCUGCUGUCGCUGGCCACCAGCCUGGGCCUGGCCUGGCUUCUAUUUCAACAAUCAGAAAAGUUUGUGAAGCUGGAAAACCAAUACCGGUUACUGCAAAUAGAAAGCAGCGACUUUCAAGGACUACAGAGUAAAAUCAGUUUAAUUUCAAAUAAGCUUGCGUCUACUGAAAGUGUCCUGCAGGAAGCUACAUCAUCCAUGUCUUUGAUGACCCAGUUUGAACAGGAAGUAUCUGGCCUCCAAAGAUCCAUUCGUGACAUUGAGAAUAGUGAAGAGAUGCUCACACAAAAGAUGCAAAACCUUAAUGAGAAAUUCCAGAACAUUACAGUCUUCUGGGAGAGAACACUGGCAGAAAUGAGUGAUAAUACAGCCAUUUUUAAAUCAGAAGCAAAGCAUGUACAUUCUCAAGUUACCAUGGAAAUUAAUUCAGCUGAGCAAGAAAUAAAAUUGCUCACUGAACGACUGAAAGAUUUAGAAGACAGCACACUACGGAACAUCAGAACAGUGAGCAGGCAGGAAGAGGAAGAUCUUCUGCGAGUAGAGGCUCAGCUUGGCUCUGCUACAAGAGCAGUCGAGAAGCUAGAGGAAGAGCAGCACACACUCCUAGCCAGGGAUGAAGAUCUCACUAGUAAACUUUCCAACUACGAGCCCAAAGUUGAAGAGUGCAAGGCACACUUGCCAGCUAUAGAAAAUGCAAUCCACUCUGUUCUCAGGGUCUCUCAGGAUCUCAUAGGGACAGAAAAGAAAAUGGAAGACCUGACUAUGCAAAUGUUUAACAUAGAAGAUGAUAUGCUGAAGGCAGUGUCUGAAAUCAUGGAGAUGCAGAAGGCUCUUGAGGGAAUUCAGUAUGACAACAGCAUAUUAAAGAUGCAGAAUGAACUGGUGGCUCUAAAAGGAAAAGUCCACGAUUUCAUAGCCUAUUCGAGUGCAAGAGAAAAGGGGACUCUAGGAAAAUAUAGCCUAGAAAAUAAGGGAACUGAUGGCUCUUAAAUUUACUCACAUCUGAUGGGCUGUAUUAUUAAGUGGAACUCAGUCAGGUCUACAUGCUUUUAUUGUUUUGCUGUGCCUCACUUUACUCAAGAAUAAGUGGAGUAUGCAUAUAAUCAAACUUUUAUCUCUUUAAGCUCUAAAACUUCAUAGGAAGUUCUUAGGAAUUGUAUGUAAAAUAAAAGGUAAUGCCUGCAGAAGAACCUGGGCCUCUUCUGUGAGGUAACGCCAUGUUCUGAAAACUAUGGUGCCUGAGAAGUAUUUUCCUUUUUGCAAAGGUUCUAAACUGUGUUGCAAUUACUUAGAAGAAGUUUAAAAUAUGAGCAAAUAUGUUCUUGUUUUGUCCUCAUCAAUGGCCUUUUCUAGUAACUGGUUAUGCUCUGAAGUAUGAGCUUACAGAGUAGCUUUGUUACCUGGACUUCUAUUUCUCAAGUUUGAACUGUGUGACACUAGAGUUUACUAAAUACAAAUAAUAGAUGCCUAAAAUAAAAAUAUGCCAAUAGGCCUGUUUUAAAGAUAAAAACAACAUAAAUUGUGGUGAUUAUUACAUAUUUAUAUCAUUGUUUUAUUUUAUUUUUUUAAAUAUGGCUGGAACUAGGUGUGGUGGUGCAUGCCUUUAAUACCAGCACUGCAGAGGCCAAGGCAAGCAGAUCUCUAAGUUCAAGGUCACCCUGAUCUACAUAGUGAGACUGUCUUGAAAAAGAAAGAAGAAAGAAAUAGGGCUAGGAGAUAGCUCAGCAAGGGAAGUGCAUGUGCUUGCUGUGAAAGCAUGAGGUCCUGAGUGUGAUACACACAGUGACUUAAAAAGCUGGCUCUAGUACCACCAGCACUGGAAGACAGAGACAGAAUGCAAAUAUUGCAUGAGAAAACCAUUAAAUAUGUGUGUCUAUGUAUUCCUGUACUAAGAAAUUUGCCCUGGAGCACUGUUUGUUCUUGCAGAGGACUUGGGUUUGAUUCCCAGCACCCACAUGAUGGCUCACAGCCACCUGUAACUCAGCUUCCAGGAUAUCGGCACACUUUUCUGACUUCUGUAGGCACUAGGCAUGGCACGAGUGUGGUACACUAACAUAUAUACAGGCAAAACACUCGUGCAUAAAAUAAAUGGUGCAUAAAAUAAAUGUUUUUAAUUUCCUACUUAUCAAAAUUGUCAUUGGAGAGAUCUAGAUCUAUUUAAUAAGCUUCCUUUGUUUCUGUUUUGUUUGAGACAGGGUCUCAGUGUGUAGCCCGGGUCAGUCUUAACUCACCAUCUUCCUGCUUCUGCAUUUUGGGUAACAGGGAUUACAGACCUAUGUAAUGGCACAGAGCUUCAUUUUAUUGUGUUUUACAGAAAUAGACAAACAUUCUAACACACACUUUUGUAUUCUGUAAUUGAUAAUAAAAUUUAUAUUGGUUAGCUUA